AUGGCUCCCCCUGGUCCUGAUCCAGAAAUGUUGAAGUCCUUUUGUCGCUUUACUGCAGAUACCCGCCGUUUGCUGAUCCUCCACUUUGGGGAGGACGAUGCCCUGGACGAAGCUGAGUGCUUGAGGAACGCGCUACUGUGGGCAUGGCAGCAUUUACCUGAUUCAGCAACAGCCCUGCUAGACGGAAGACUCGAACAUGCAGCGAAGGGUGAGACGACGCUGCUUGUCACGCUCAACUUGGGACUGUCGGUGGCAGUCUCAAGUGUGGCAGCCCGAUGUGAGCAGCACAAGGAAAAGUUGGCGUUUGCUGUUUGUACAUUGGAAGUUGGAGUGGAGCAGAGACGGAGACGGUCCGAGAAUGCAAGCGGUGGUGCUAUGGCAAUGGAUCGCAUGAGGAGCUCCAGCUUGGAGCCCAGCCUCGUUGUGAACAUCAACGUUGGCCCCACGCAGCCUGUCGGUCAAGCGGAACCGUUCAAACGAGUUGGCAGCUUGACUUUGCCAGUGCGUGGAACUCCCAUCGAUUCCACAGUGGCGCCCGGAUCAGCCAGUGUCUCUCUUCCAGCGUAUCCUCCCCUAUUCAAGGAUUUGCUUGUGUCACAGCUUGGCUUUCCAGGGGUCCAGGUGGUGCAGGCAACUGUUUCUCCGCCCAAACUGACUCAUACUGCGCCAGCGCGGCCUUUACAGCCAACUCUUGUCGCAUCUAAUGUGACUUCCAUCGGGAGUGUCGGACACAACUAUCGAGCAGGGGAUCGAGUGGAGAUUCUCGUUUCAGAUGAGGUUUGGGAGGCUGCAACCGUCGAAGAGGUGAUGACUGCCACAAAAAAGGUCAAUGGAGUACCCUUUCAUGAAGGAGUGGUGAAAGUGCGCUGCGACAAUGGGCUUGUCACUCUACUUUCCACGGCUGCUGCGCACAGGCUUCGAAAGUCUUGCAGGAACAGCUGCGCUGGUAGUCCCACGAAGCGCGCGGCCGAAGCAAGGAGCAGAAGCCCCUCUACAAGAUCCGGCCCGUCCAUAGUGGAGCUAGAAGAAAGUGCUGAAGUUGCAUUGGAAGAAAGCCCAAGGACCGGCGUCCCUUUCACAAGUACCCUGAAGAGUGAAGCUCAAGUGCCUGUCAGCACCACUGGUGUGAAAGCCAUUGAGGAUAAUCGUCUUCUCAGAAACGCUUGGCGUGUUGAUGAUUUGGGUGUGCCAAACCUGGAGCCCUUGAACGCUGGGCUUCAGCCACUGACAGCAUCACGCUCAAGGCCAAGACAGACCAAGACCAAAGAUGUUGAUUGGUCCUUGCAGAUUGGUCGUCCAACAUUCUUCGCCUAUUUUGCAGGAUGCAUCAAUGGCCUUUGUAGUUCCGAUGCGGUGGCGAGUAAGAAACCUCCACCCGCUCCUUGGUCGUCCUUGGGCCUCGCGAGUCCAGGCAGCGAUUUCGACCUCCGCCCAAUCGAGGCAGAGAAGAACGAGGUGGUACUUAUUGUGGACGAGACCCUCGACACUUACACCUCGCCAAAGCCUGCGACAUUAGCGGACGGUCCAAUCGAGGCAGAGACGGUCCAAUCGGCGACUGUGGUCGUCGAACCCCUGGUCAUUGCCCCGCACGUACUCCUCAUGAAGGCGAAGGCUCCAGUUGUUGCGCCGACGGGGCGAUAUCAGUUGCAGAAGGACAUGAACUUCUUGACUCAGCACUUUGGGUGUGAGAAUGGGAAAUUUGGAGGGUAUCACAACGGCGAGCUGCUGAUGCAAAAGGGUGACACGUACAUUCGGGACUACUUUGGCCUCUUCGACACUGCGACCUACAAGUUUGAAGCGCCAGAUGGGAAUGUGGUCGUGUGGCGCUGCGCCAUCGACUUGCGGAAAAGCACACACGACAUGGACUUCAAGGUGUUGUACCAUUUCACAGACGAGAUGGGCUUCGUCAAUAUUGUUGGCUGCGAAAAAUCUAUAAACCAGAUUUUUGCUUCCUUCAAAGACCGGGCUCAUUUCGGUGACGGUGUCUACGCUACGCAACAUGAACCUGCUGUGUGGAAUUCGCGCGGCCGGUGUUUGCUCAACAAUUACGACCGGGGAGACCCAACGCGUCCCAACAUCGAUGAUGAUACUUUCAAGAACAGGGACAAAGAGUGGGGCACUGGCAACAAGAACGGCCAUCGGGUAGCAUUUUGUGUUCCUCUCCUGGUUCCGAAAGGAAGCUACUUCAACGUUCAAGAGGAUGGGCCGAAAACACACAUUGCCGCAGGCCACGAUGUGCAUGGGAACUUCAUUCACGAGAAACGUGAUGUAUGGGUCAUCAAAUACAAAAAGGAAAAGGAUGGCAAGGAAGCUUCAGCCGAUGACAGCGAUUCAGACAUUUUCUCUGAGGGAGAUUUCGAGAUUGAUAGCGACACCGACAGUGAUUGUGGCAGUUCGACAUCCAACGAGUCGAUCGCCCAUAGCGACUCUGGUAGUUCGACUUCUAACGAAUCGAACGCAAGUUCGAAUCAGAACAAACCUAGCGACAUUUGCAACGCUGGACUCGAAGCACAGCGCUUGCUGAAGUGCAUGCGAAAGCGGAGCGAGAGUAUUCGGAAGAAAUUCAGCCAGUUGAUCAGUGUAACCGGUGCAGACAACAAUAUGAAAAUCGCGAUUCUCGAGGAACGCUUUGACCUUUUGUACGAACUCGGAAAUCGAUAUUUGGCUCGUGGUCUUCAUGAGGAAGCUUUGUCAAAGAUGGAGGAUUGCAAGAAACUGGGCGAGAGGCACUUUGGGAAACAACAUCAGUUCACUUUGCUUGCUCGCGAUGGUGUUGGACGAGCCCAAUUGGCCCAGGGGAACCGGUUUCCACAAGCUGUCGAAACCCUCCAAGGAGCGAAGAGAAGUGCGGAAAAUCUGGGCAAGAAGCAUCCGGUCUACAUGCGAUGCACGUUCUCUUUAGUCCCAGUCCUUCAGCAACUCUCACGCCAGGGAAAUGAAUAUAUAUUGGAGGAUGCUAGACAGAUGUUCAAAGAGACAUUUGAACACUACGAAGAGUGGCUGGGCGAAAGAGGCGAGAAGUUCCCUGACAUCGAAGCCUUGAAGCAGAUGCGCAGGCAUGCUUCUCUUCUUUACUCCAAGAAUGACAAGGAUGCCAAAGAUGAAGCUUUGAGCAUGCUGAACGAUGUCAUGGUGCAGCGAGAGAAGAAGCUGGGAAAAAAGCACGCUGAAACCGGUCUGGUUAAACGUGAUUUGGCAAAUCUGUGGGCGGCUUGCACCAGCGGAAUCUCUGACAAGUAUUACGUAGAUGCUAUGGAGAUUUGCAACAAGGAGCUGGGCAGGUUCCAUGUGGAUUCCCUUCGCUGCCUUUCUCAGCGCAUCAACUUCUUGGUAAAACCGGACUACACAGAAGAUUUGGUCCAUGAGCUAAUGAUUGCGAUCAGAAGAAUCUUGGAAGAGGAAGACAAGAAGGAGGCAGAAAGCCUUUUGGGCCUUCUCCGAGGUCCACUUCAGCAACUUCUAGAGAUUCAGCAAGACAGAAAGGAUGAGAAGACUAAGGAGGUCAAUAAGCUCAUAGAGGAUCUUGAAAAGGAGUGGGAAAAGCAGAGAGAAGGUAUGACAGAGAAAGGCCUUGAAACCUUCCUCCAGGAAUAUGCGAUCGGCAUGACCUACCUUGAGAUUAGCAGGGUAGAAGAGGCCAAGGAGUCGUUUAAAAGGCUUGAGGAGAUUUACAACAAGCUCACCGGCAAGGAUGGCAAAUAUGCAAAGAAAAAACUUAUGGAUGCCAAGUACAACCUCGCCUUUUUGGAAUUGGAUGCCAAGUGCUCCAAGAAGAAACUCCGUGAGCUUUUAAAGUCCUGUGGGAAUGACACGGAAGCCAUUUCCGAGCAGAUGAAGAAAAUGGAAGGGAUGAUGGUCUUAUAUGGUGAGCAGGGCCGGAAGUACCCGAAGUUCCUACAAGAGGUGCUACAACAGUUUGAAGAUAAGCGAAAGGAACUAGAAGAUGCCACCAAGGAUGACAAAUCUCCGACUCUGGAAUCAGAAGCAAGGAAAGUUAUGGAGAAAGUGGAAGAGGAUGUAGAGGAGGAUGGAGAUGAAGAAGAAUCAGCGGAAAGGAAUGAGGAAAAGGACUUGGUGCCAGAGCUCGAGGCAUCUUUAAAUGCAUCUUUCAUCUGUCGCCAGGCCUCGCCGCACUCAACGCUGACACAGCAGGCGCCUCGAGUAUUCUCCUCGCCUGGAUUCUCCACGCCUGCGCCAAAUUUCAUCAAUCAGGUGCCACGUGCGCCACCAUCAAUUACUGCUGCGUUUACCGCUCAGGCGCCUGUGGUAUUCUCCUCGCCUCAAUUCUCCACGCCUGCGCCAACUUUCAUCAAUCAGGCGCCUCGGCCUAUGCAACUUUCGACCCACGCGCAAAGAUAUGACCCAAGACUGUUCAAGACUUCUCCAGUUCAUAUCCUCCAGCAGGCAGCCGCACCGAGAACAGCAUCCAGUUUCCAGCCCUGCAGUCGAUUGCGCUGGUGAGCUCAAAGGAUGCCUGAGAAGGAGACCACCAGGAGACCGCAGAAACCUGGGUGGAAAGGAUUAACAAAAAACAAAAUGAAUCCAGUUCAGGUUUGUUUGCCCAAUCGGGGGACCUCCCAGAGUGAGGUUGUUGCCAGGAAAAGGUUCCUUUUUCCCACAAGACAUCGUGCAGGUAGUUUGUUUGGAAUGGUGUCAAACCCUCCGAUUGGAUCAACAAGCCCAUAGAGCUGAAUCGUAAGGAUUGGACUGCGGGGAGUGAACUAAGUUCCUAGCUUUGCAGUCUACAGUGGCACGCCUUUCAAUGCCUGAUGCAAUUUUGUCGUUGAUUGGUCCGCUCUUUUGAGUGUUUGCCAGGCUUCCCAAAGUUCAAUUUGUCACCAUGUUUAUCAAUGUUUAUAUAACUUGUGGAGUAAAUGGAUUAAGUAUAGGUGAUAUCAGGAAUAUCCAAACCAUAAAGGAACAAUUAGGUGCAGGGUUGUGUAGAUUAGACAUAUUGUGUGCUUGGAUGCCCGGUUGCCAUUCUCACCUGAUAUGAGAGACGCCCAGUAUCCUGCGGUACAUUGACCUUGUCCGAUCACAAACUCAUUGGGGGUCAUUUGUUCAGUCUGGUUUGUGACACUCCCCCGAAACCUGCAAGGUCAAUAGAUGUUUUCUUGUUGUGUUGUAAUGGAAGACUGUCAGCCUCACUGCGCAGUAUUUGCCUGUGGUUCUUGGCUUUGCCAAAUGGCCAAAGCGACCCACAGAAGCAAGCAGCACUCGGUUUGCAGCGUCAUUCAAGACGCGAACUCCUUUAGACUCACCGUUUGCUCAGCCUCGAAGGUCUUCGGACGCUUCUGGACCGCCAAGCGAAAGCGCUCCAGGUGCAUCAUCUUUAACUCCAUCUCCUGAGCGUCGCGUGGACCACAAGCCGCCCAUGCGAGACCUGCCUUAAGUCUCCGCUCAUGUUUUGUGUCCGUUGAAGCUGCUUGCACUUUUGAGGGCCAACAAAAGCCCAUCCCUUUCUUUGGCCCCAAUGUGUUGGUCAAAAGAAGUUAGAUGAGGUUUGAUGAAUCAUAUGAGGUCUGAGCUUCUGCUUUGAACCCAACCGACCCUGCGGCCCCAGCCGCAUCCAGGCGAUAGAAUGUUCAAAAGACCUCAGAUGCUUUGCAACAAGGAAUUGCCGCUGCAAAAGCAGAAUGAAGGCAACUAGGCCGGUCAAAGCAGUUGCUUGCCGGGUAGCGCUGGCAGUUACGGAG
Durusdinium trenchii is the source of this 5696-nucleotide messenger RNA. NCBI's taxonomy places the organism in Eukaryota, Dinophyceae, Suessiales, Symbiodiniaceae. The record is from the annotation of a GenBank genome assembly.